CUCACCUUAAGUCGCGCUUUAUAACACGAGUCUAGCCGCUGCGCGCUGCGUCCAUAUCGGGAAAGUCAUAACAACAUAUGUAUCUCACAUGACACCAUCCUCGGCACCAUUCCCUUGCUUCAGCGAGUUGACAUAGAAAAUCUGUGUGUCCGAUUGUUGGAUAAUGACGCGGAGGGUAAUGUGAUUGUCCAAAAAUGGCAAAAAAUAAAUGGCUGCAUCGUCUUUGUUACAAUGGCAGCCGCUCUCGUCAGCGUUAUCCUCUCCCAAAGCAUCUAUGCCGCACCUCUUUCUCAACAUCCCCCACCCAAUAAUACAGCUUUUUCCAUAAAUUACUCGGAUGCGUGUAACGAUCUGCGCAACUGUCGGACCAUGUGGAGCAUGGUGUACAGCUGCCUCCUUACGAUAUUCGCUUGCAUCUGGACAGCAAUCCAUCCAGAUGUGCCUAAGCAAUAUUCAGCUUGGUCGCUCCGAUUUAAAUCUCGUAACAUUCAAAUGAUGUGGACGUUGGUUUCGCCGGAGGUGAUUGUUGCCGCUGCAUGGGAUGAGUUCUCUGAGGCGUGGAGAAUAUCAAAAAGGUCUGACAUCGAUUUUUCACAAGGAUGGACAUUCACCCAUUCAUAUUUUGUUAUUAUGGGUGGCUUUGUCGACUCUUCCAAACGAGAAGCGGUGAUACCAACCCAAGACGAAGAUCCUUCUACUCUCUUCGAGAAAUACCCCGGUGUAAUCGACAAGUCCGGAGAUCAUCGAAAGGUCGCAGUAACGAAGGAACAGAUUCUCGACAGAAGUAAAGGCGACUUUUUUGCAAAGUCCAUAGUCGUCCUCCAGUUACUGUGGUUCACCACUCAGUAUGUUGGGCGGUGGGCAAGUCAUCUACCCAGGUCACAACUGGAAGCGAUGACUCUUGCCUAUGCAGCACUUAGCAUCCUUGUUUGUGCUUUGUGGUGGUAUAAACCACUGGACGUCCAUUUCCCGAUCCAUGUAACGGAAGAGACUCAAACCAUUCCCUCAAAUCCUGAUGUCAUCACUGAUCAAGUAUUGCCCAAAACAGGAACAGGGGAUGCCGCAAAUCCGUCUUCCUCCACAGCGAAGAUCCUGGAGACAAAUCCCUUAUGGAUACUAGGAGUCACUGGUGUCAUUUUUGGUGGGAUUCAUUGCCUCGCCUGGCCAUUUCCGUUUCCGACACGUGCAGAGAAACUUUUGUGGCGCAUUUCUGCGAUAAUUAUUACAGUGGGCCCUGGCCCUCUAGCAUGGGCCAUGGAAAAACAGGAAAGGGAUGAAGGCAUAAGCGCGUUCCUUUUAGGUCUCUCCAUGCUUUUUUAUCCUAUUGCUCGGAUUAUCCUGUUUACUGUACUGGCACGACCAACAACCGGUCGAGGACCUUGGAUUGAAUUGAAAAUCAACACGAUUGAAUUGAUUAGCAGCCUCCGGCAACUCCCGGAGGCCGUGGGAACCGGUUGUUGGUCGUGCCAGUACAGUACUCUCACAUUUAUGUCUUUGCGAUCUCCACCCCCCGGCCUUUACCGAACUACAUCCUGGAUGUCUUUCAUCCCCCACCUGGGAUAACCGUAGACACGUAGUAUUGUUAAUAAGUAACAGUAACUCUAGUAUUGGGACAAAAAUACACCAGAUGCAUCCCUUG
Cantharellus anzutake is the source of this 1639-nucleotide messenger RNA. RefSeq lists its product as uncharacterized. Bases 232 to 1563 code for a protein of 443 amino acids. The record is from RefSeq and is a predicted model, not a curated record. The transcript has 3 exons. Lineage: Eukaryota; Fungi; Basidiomycota; Agaricomycetes; Cantharellales; Hydnaceae.